AUAAACUUUUAAUAUUUUAAAAUAAUAUAAUUAAUAAAAGAUGUCAAGUACACAACCUUCAGAACUUUCGCCAGAUACAAAGGAUCAAAUGGAUAAAGUUAAUAGUUUUAAUCUGUCAAUGCUAAUUGGCUUAUUGAUUAUCACGAUAGCUGUGUUAAUUAUCAUGAGCAUAAUUAUGAAUAUUUGGAUAAAAAAAAAGAAAUCAAAAAUUGUGCCAUAUGUUCAUGAGAAACAUUUACCUACCGUUACAAGUAAAGAAAGUAAAACCGAUAAUCUUUUGUCAUUACACCUUUUAACUCCACCAAAACUUGUAUUUAAUAAAGAUACAACAUUACCAGUUUAUCGUAAAACUGAUACAUGGGAUCGAUAUCUUAAAAUGAUUCAAUCCCCUGCUAAAUUAAAUGAUAUUGUACGUACAAUGAAAAUUGAUCAUUCUCCUUUAAGUAAUGUUGUCAAUAACUUCCCAGAAAAUAGCGAUACAAAUGAUAAUGAAAAAAUUUCUUAUGAUAAUAAUAAUAAUAAUUGUUAUAAUCAUAUUCUUCAACGAGAGCCAUUGCAUUUACAACAAAAAACAUAUAAUCAUAAUAAUUACCAUUAUAUUUAAUUUGAAGACAAAAUAUCUAUAAUUUAAAUAUUUUUCCAUAUUUUUCAAAUCAAAGACAAUUGGAUGAUUUCUGAUUGGAUAGUUAUAUUUAAUCUUUAUUUGAAAGAAUGGU
Molecule: messenger RNA, 716 nt
Organism: Rhizophagus irregularis DAOM 181602=DAOM 197198
Lineage: Eukaryota; Fungi; Glomeromycota; Glomeromycetes; Glomerales; Glomeraceae
Source: RefSeq, a predicted model, not a curated record